CGGAUCACCAGGCCGGUCACAGGUUGACGCAUCUGGGGGAGCAGCAGCCUGCAGUCCGCGCGUCGGGACCUCCACGACCUUUGACCUCUCCACAUUCUUUCAGUUUCUGUUGCUUCUUUAGUGAUGGCUGACCGUCCGUCGGCUCGCGUGGGAAUUUUGUUCGUGAUUGUGGUGACGGCAUCUUUAACCAAUGGUUCUUCGUCUGUGACCCAAAGGAAGGACGUGUCAGGAGAGGUCAGCCUGGGCGACCCCCCGCGCCGGGUCAUCGUCCCCUCUGGUGCUGGAGCCCAGGACCGCUCUGCCCAUGACCCGCUGACCGGCAGGCGGGGGCGCACCAAGAGGUGCACGUGUUACACCUAUAAAGACAAAGAGUGUGUGUAUUACUGCCACCUGGACAUCAUCUGGAUCAACACGCCAGAGCACACGGUCCCGUACGGCAUGGCCAGUUCCCCUGGCUCUUUGCGUACGAAGCGCUCCGUCCGGACGGCUCGGAGCAGCAGGAGCAGCGCAGCCUCCAGGCGAUGUGCAUGCACGCUGCAUAUGGACUCUGAGUGCAGCCGCUUCUGCACAAACAGGCAGAUGAGGAGACCCCCUGCUACACCUAACACAAAAAAGGGGACGCCCCCCUUCCACAGAGGAGACAAGGAGCGGACUCUGAAAUGAACAGACCGACCUUUAGUCUCAAAGGACGGGAGAAAAUCUGUCGGUGCCGUGUAGACGGAAAGGUGAGGACAUGGACGCAGAGGAAAAAAACUGACAGUGAGAGUUUCUAGCAGGGGUUUCUGUCCCUUCUGCCUCUCUCUCUUUCUCUCUGGCUGCACUGUGUCACACCAGUGGAGUUUGAUUUAUCCACCUGUAACUGUGUUUCACACGGCUCAUCAUUCCAGGAUGUCGCAUGUAAUGUCUUUAUCUUACGGAUGUAUGUGAAAGCAUGUGUUAUGUUUAUGCCUUCAUAAACAUAACACAUGCUUUCACAUACAUCCGUAUGUGUACAUCCGUACGCCCCCCGUAGAAGAACAGGGGCGGGGGCGAUCGUCAGCAAUUCAUUUUCACUUAUAACCAGAGUAUUGUUUUCAAUAAAUGUGUUUUCAGGAGGCUUUAAGGCAUUUAGAACCAAACACACAUUAAGUACAUAUAAAAUGACAUGUGGUGAUUCCUGCUGACAUCGUCUGUCUCAGAGAACCUGGUUUUGUAAAGAACAGGUUGUCAUGGUGUCGUAUCCAUAUUAAUAUGAUCCAACUCAUAGUCAGUGGUAACCGUUUCUCUCAAACAGGAGUUUUUUUAUAUAUAUAUAUUGCUUUGUGUUAAGGGCCACGACUGAAAAAAUGAUUUGUCGACGGUACGCUCCACACCAAAGCAAUGCAAGAUGAGCUUGAGAACACACCUGAUUGCCUUUCACUCAACAGUGUGAAAAUGUUUCUGCUUCCUGGUGACCUCAUGACCUCUCGGGUCAUUCUUGUAAAUAAGAACUCCUUCUCAGUUGGAUUGACAAAGGUUGAAUAAAAUGUGACAUCAGCGGAGAACAACUGGAGGAAACAUGGAAGAUCAAAUUUGUCAAAUGUGUCACCACAUGUCUGGUAAACACCACCAGAAGAUUAAAUCAGUUCCAUUUUGUGUUCGGGGGUUUUGUGUAUAUUCUAUUUAUUUUGUACAGAUGGGCUUUGUAUUGUCUUUUAUUUUGCAUUAGAAACUGGACAAAUUAAUUUCACAAGCUUUUGUUUUUACUUAAUUUCCAAAUAGGAGAUGCCUUUCUUUUCUUUCCUUUAGACAAAUGGCCUGUUGGGCAGUGCUCACCUCAAACUGGAUGAGAUAUUUCAACAUUGUUUUAUUUUUAGGAUGAAAUGACCAGUUGCCUUCCUUGUUAGUGAGGGCGAUUUACCUUAAUGCGUCCGUGAUUAUUUUUUUUAGUCUUCAAACAAAAUAAAAAAAGAAAAAAAACAAGUCUAUCCUUUUUUUUUAAAUUAUUAUUAAAAUACUACAUUCCAAGUAAGGAUUUUUUUGUUUGUUUGGCUUAGUGUGCAAGAAAAUGAUUCAUUAUUCAUAUACAACUUCUGACAAAAACAAGUGUUUUCUUCUCUUAAUGGAGAACAUCCAGCUCCUUUAAAACAACUCAAAUUGACAAAAUAUGUAAAAAGAAAUAAAAAGAUUUUUUUCCCCUUG
This is a messenger RNA of Poeciliopsis prolifica (blackstripe livebearer), 2160 nucleotides long. RefSeq names its product endothelin-3. Lineage: Eukaryota; Metazoa; Chordata; Actinopteri; Cyprinodontiformes; Poeciliidae. Bases 124 to 663 code for a protein of 179 amino acids. Gene Ontology annotation, cellular component: extracellular region. The transcript has 4 exons. Gene Ontology annotation, molecular function: endothelin B receptor binding; hormone activity. Gene Ontology annotation, biological process: intracellular calcium ion homeostasis; regulation of vasoconstriction; regulation of systemic arterial blood pressure by endothelin. The record is from RefSeq and is a predicted model, not a curated record.